AUGGAAUUCAGCUUCACAUUUUCACAGGUUGUUCCAAUUAUCGUUGCCAUUUUAGCGAUAUUCAUCUACUUUUUCGGAAAGAACAGAAACAAAUUAAUAGCCCACAAAUGGGCAAACACACUCGAGCCAUUUCUUAAAGAAAACUUCACAAAUAUAGGGGAAUUCGCAGGAGCAGAAUAUUUAAAGUAAGAGCCACACAGACAAUACACGAACCAAAUUUUCAGAAUUAUGGCAUCAGGAAGAAAAAGCUGCCUUUAUUUUGUUUCAAUUAUAGAGCUGACAAGAAGACACAAUAUCAUCUAUGCGACGAUUGGGAGAUUUUUUAGCAGUGAAACAGAUAGAUUUGCUUUUGAAAUCGUAGUAAAUGUGAAUCCUCCAUCUCCAGUGAUAUUUGCUCUAUUGAAAAAUAUUCACAAGAAGAAAAUUUUUAAAGAAUAUGAUGAUUUAGGGUGAGGCGAAAAAAAAACGCUGGGGUUUUUUUCGCCAACUUUUUCACCGUUAAAUUUAUAGGAAAAUUUUGAAUUUUCUCCAGAUGGCGGAAAAAACCCCAUAAUAAAAAAAAAAAGUAGUGGCGGAAAAAAAAAAACCCCAGCGAAAACAAAAACCGUCAAAGUCAGAGGAAAAAACCCCCAAAUGGUGCUAAAAACGGAGGAAAAAACCCCAAUAUACAAUAUAAUUAAAUGCUUAAAAUGAUAGGCAAAUAUUAGAGAAAAUACAAAUAAAGAUUUAUAAUUUAGUUACAAUAAAUCAAUUAAAACAAUAUUAAUAUAUAGAUGUAUAGAUUUAUUCUCAAAGUAACUAUAAAGCUAUGAUUAACAAAAAUAAUGGAAAAAUAUAAAAAUCAACUAUAAAAAAAAUUUACAAUCAAAACCUGGCGGAAAAAAAAAAAAACCGAAACGGUGCAAAAACCAGAGGAAAAAACCCCGAGUAUGGAGUGAAAAUUGGCGAAAAAAAACCCCCAAUGUUUUUUUUUUUAUAAUAAUUUUUUUCCAAAUAUUAUCAGUGAGGAUAGAUUUACCUGCUAAUUAAUUAAUUAUUAAGCUAUUUCAUUCUAGUUUGUCAAUCUAUGAGCUAUAUAUAUAUGCUAAAUCAUUCAGCGUUCUAAUUAUAAAAAGUUAUUUGAAUAAUAAAAAAGAAGGCGAAAAAUUUACUUUAAUACUAUCCAAUACUUAAACCAUAUAUUUACUUUCGAUGCAUCAUACCAGCUCAUCUUGUAUUCACCUGCGACAAACUGCACUAGCUCAUCUUGUAUCCACUUGUGGCACAUCCUGUUCUUGCUUAUUUUGUAUUCAACUGCGACACAUCCUGUAGAGAUCAUCCUGCAUCCAACUGCGAUAUAUCCUAUAUAGAUCGCUAUGAAAUAAUACCUUAACUCCCCCCCCCUCCGUGAGUGAACAAAACCAUUAGAAAAAUCGCUAUUUUUUGCCCAAAAACCCACCCUCCGUGAGUGAACAAAAAUUUUUUUAAUAGAAAAAUUUUUUAUGGAAAAAAAAUUUGAUAUAUAAAUGAUAAUUAUUAUAAUGAAAUCUAGAGCUAAUUCUGUUUAAUUUUACACGAAUUGCUUUUUAAAAACAUAAAUUUUUAUAAAUUAAAUUAAUAUUUGCUUUCCAAUUUUUGCGAAUUAGGAUUUUUUAAAUUUCGAAAAAAAAAACAUUUUUUAGAAAAUUUAUAUAUAAAUUUUUUUAAAAAAAAUAAAUUAACCCCCCUCCGUGAGUGAACAAAAUUUUUUUGUUCACUCACGGAGGGGGGGGGGAGUAAGAGGUAAAAUAGCGAUCUUACAAGUAAAAAUGGCAAUGACAAUUGCUAUUUUUAUAGCAAGUACAGAUUUGACUUGGCAAACUUUUUCUAUAGAUUGUAUUUGCCAAGCCAAACGUGAACUGGUGAUACAAAUGGUCUUUGCCAUGGUUAGAAGAAUUUUUAGAUAACUACUUUCGGUCUUUAGAUAUUGCUCUACAGAGAUAAAAAUAACAUAAAGGGGCUAUGCUAGUUCACCUUGUAUCCGCUACGACAAAUCCUGUACUAGCAAAACGUGUAUCCGCCUGCAACGCAUACUACUAGUUCACCUUUUAUUCAUCCUCGACAUAUCCUGAAAAGCUCAUAAUAAAGGUAGCAUAUAACUUAGUCUUAGCCUGAUUGAUGAGACUGGAGCAAAUAUGCUGAAUUGUAUCCGCUUCACCCAUUGUAUUGAAUAUUUAUAAAUCCAUAAACAUAACGAUGACCUCCCUUAUCUUCAUGUCUAUUGCAACAAAAAUUUUUCGAAAAAAUCUUUAUGCCUACUCAACACAACAUUUUUUAUAAAAAAAUUUAAUGCAUUUUUCUCUAGGUGAGUUUCUCAAAAAAAAAAUAAAACAGCGCACUGUAGGCGUGUCAAUGACCUUCUCAUCGAGAUUUGGACGUCUUGUAUCAUUGCUCGCCAUUUUAUUAAACUUAUCUUGUAAAAAAUACGGGAAAAUUUAAGAUGCGCAUCGAAAUUUGUUGCAAGAGAUAUGAAACUUAUUUUUCCUAUAUAAAAUUUUAUAUUGAAAAAUUGCAUUUUUGUUGCAAUAGACAUGAAGAUUGAGGGGGGGUCAUCGUUAUAUAAAAAUCUAUCCUCACUGAUAAUAUUUGGAAAAAAAAUUAUUAUAAAAAAAAAAACAUUGGGGGUUUUUUUCCGCCAAUUUUCACUCCAUACUCGGGGUUUUUUCCUCUGGUUUUUGCACCGUUUCGGUUUUUUUUCCGCCAGGUUUUGAUUGUAAAUUUUUUUUAUAGUUGAUUUUUAUAUUUUUCCAUUAUUUUUGUUAAUCAUAGCUUUAUAGUUACUUUGAGAAUAAAUCUAUACAUCUAUAUAUUAAUAUUGUUUUAAUUGAUUUAUUGUAACUAAAUUAUAAAUCUUUAUUUGUAUUUUCUCUAAUAUUUGCCUAUCAUUUUAAGCAUUUAAUUAUAUUGUAUAUUGGGGUUUUUUCCUCCGUUUUUAGCACCAUUUGGGGGUUUUUUUCCUCUGACUUUGACGGUUUUUUGUUUUCGCUGGGGGUUUUUUCCGCCACUACUUUUUUUUUUUUUAUGGGGUUUUUUCCGCCAUCUGGAGAAAAUUCAAAAUUUUCCUAUAAAUUUAACGGUGAAAAAGUUGGCGGAAAAAACCCCAGCGGUUUUUUUCCGCCUCACCCAUGAUUUACGUAUAUUAGCGCAAGAAAGACCAAAAUACACUAUGCCAAAUGGUUUUGUUAUUAUGUCUGAAAAUGAUGAGAGUGCGAGCUGGAUUCUUACUAAUGAAAUUUUGCACUAUAUUGAAGUGCUAGCUCCAAUUAUCGAGAUGAUUUAUAUUACUGAUUUAGAAAUUUUGCCAGUGAAAGCGCCGUUAACUUUAAGGUGCAAUUUUCUUUUGCCACAUAAUAGUCAAAAUAAAGUAAAUAGCCAGCAAAUUGAAUUGGCUGGAAAAUUUGCUUUGGCACUAGCUGAUAGAUUAAGUUUGUUUAGAAUUAGUAAUCAAGCACGGGAGUUAUGCUUGAAAAGUAGGUCGAAUUUAAGACCGAAAUCUGAAUAAUGCUAAAUAAAUGAAUAGCUAAUAUCUCUUAUUAAUUGCUAGAAUAAAAUCAUAGAUAUUAUGAAAAUAAUUUCUUGAUUGCUUUAUGUAUAUAUAUAUAAAGUAAGGUAA
Blepharisma stoltei is the source of this 3631-nucleotide messenger RNA. The record is from the annotation of a GenBank genome assembly. Lineage: Eukaryota; Ciliophora; Heterotrichea; Heterotrichida; Blepharismidae.